GUGUCUACAGCUUGCAGUGGGAAUCUCUGGGACAGUGUCUGUAUACAACAAGUUUCCUGCAGAGUGCUGUUUCAGUGAGCUUGUCCCCAGCAAGUCGUUACUUAUUGGUGGGUUUAGCUUCUCGACGAGUUGCUCUUCUUCCCAAUGACAGGCAUUACAUGGCCCAAGUGUUUCGACUGGAUGGUGGAAAACCGGGACGCAGUGUUGGUGGCCGUGGUCGACUACGUCACAUGCGGGACAUAGAGCAAAUUCGUGACCAGGGAUACAUGAGUCUCAACUGCAUAAGGUGGGCUCCUGGCCCUGGACAAGGGUUUGUGUAUGGAACUAAUACUGGACAGUUAAAAGUUCUCCGGUAGAAUUGUGAUUGAGGUGACUAGGCUGUAAUGUUGGUAGUCAGAUGUAAUCGACUCUGAAAUAAUAAUCAUUGGAAGGUGCUAUGGAGCAGCUGAAAAGGAUUGUAUAUAGAUCUGCACACUUAAUAUAUAUAAUUGGUUCUCAAUAUUAAUGGUGUAACAAUGUUUAUUGCUUAUUUGACAGAUUUCUAGUGAGUUAUUGUAUCAUGUUCUAAUGUCUACAUUUAUUAUGAGUAGAAAGUUGCUGCUUAGUUCAUGUUUUUAGAUACUAUAUGUAUGUUGAUUUGAAUGCAAUAUACUUCUCCAGAGAGAUGUGUAUGAAAAUUUCUACAUAUAUUUAUUGCUUUUUAAGGUGCAGAUGUGCAAUGCUAUGAAUGCACGUGAUUGUGUUAUCUUAAGCUGCUAAUGUGCAGUGGAUACUUGUUAUUUGUUCCUGUACAUGAUGUAAUGUUUGCAAAUCUGACUUUUGUGUCAUUUCCAAUAUAAAAUAAAACAGUGGAAUUGUCCUGCAUCAUGAGCAAGUGUUUUAUUUAUGUUUUCUGCAAAGGUGUGAGGAC
Gryllus bimaculatus (two-spotted cricket) is the source of this 910-nucleotide messenger RNA. Lineage: Eukaryota; Metazoa; Arthropoda; Insecta; Orthoptera; Gryllidae. The record is from the annotation of a GenBank genome assembly.